AAGUCGACCAAUAAGAUCUUUAUGCUGAAUUAUUGAUACUCCAGAGUCCACACUCACCUUUUCUUCCCCACCAUUAAUCCACACCACCACCACCACACGCUCCAUCUCUCUCUCUCUCUCUCUCAAAAAAUGGAAGCCCUCUUCUCCGAAUUCACGCUCCUCUCCGACCAAGCUCUCUGCGACAGGAGCUUCGAUCCAUCGACGAUCGAGCACCUGAUGAAGCUCUUCGAGGUGGAGGCCUACAAGGAGUGGGCCCAGCUGGAGCUGGAGAGCCGCAACGAAGCGCAGAGCGCCGACGACUGCGUCGAGGAGGCCGAGGACUACCUCGACUCCGUGAUGGAGAGCGCUAUGGCGGAGUUCCGCCAAUUCGAGGAGGAGAUGAACCAGACCUGCAAGGCGGAGUACGACAGUCUCGUCGGCGUCGCCGAUGCCGCCCGCAAGAUGGGGAAGACGUUGGAGAAGGCAGCCACCUUCGCCUCCAACAAGUACAUCGACGCCGCCGUCAGUUCCGCAGCGGCGUCCAUGAGAUCCGCCGUCAGAGCCGUCACCUCCGCCUCUAAAAAGGUUCAUCCUUCCUAGAUUUGGUUUAUGUGAGAGGCGUCAACACCGUCUUUAUAUUUAUAUUUACGAUUUUGGUAUAAAUAAACAGAUUAUAUAUAUGAAUUUUAGUUGUAUCGAAGCGAAUUUAUUUGAAAAAAUUACGAUUCACAUGA
This is a messenger RNA of Salvia miltiorrhiza (redroot sage), 713 nucleotides long. RefSeq lists its product as uncharacterized. The transcript has a single exon. The record is from RefSeq and is a predicted model, not a curated record. Bases 130 to 579 code for a protein of 149 amino acids. NCBI's taxonomy places the organism in Eukaryota, Viridiplantae, Streptophyta, Magnoliopsida, Lamiales, Lamiaceae.